Molecule: messenger RNA, 1119 nt
Organism: Scheffersomyces stipitis CBS 6054
Lineage: Eukaryota; Fungi; Ascomycota; Pichiomycetes; Serinales; Debaryomycetaceae
Gene: CDC10
Product: septin
Exons: 1
Coding region: 7-1044 (345 amino acids)
Biological process (GO): cytoskeleton-dependent cytokinesis
Cellular component (GO): microtubule cytoskeleton; septin ring; septin complex
Molecular function (GO): GTP binding; GTPase activity; molecular adaptor activity
Source: RefSeq, a predicted model, not a curated record
CUCACAAUGUCUGUAGUAGAAGAGCAAUUCACCCAGCCCCAGAAAUACGUUGGUUUCGACACCAUCACCACUCAAAUCGAGAACCGUUUGUUGAAGAGAGGCUUCCAGUUCAACGUAAUGGUAGUAGGUAGAUCUGGUUUAGGUAAAUCGACGUUGGUCAACACCUUAUUUCUGUCAAAGUUGGCAACCUCUAAUGGCCGUAGAUCUGUGAGCGAGCCUAUUGAGAAGACCACUGAGAUCAAAGUCACGUCCCAUACAUUAAUAGAAAACAACGUUAGAUUGAACAUCAACGUGAUUGACACUCCAGGAUUUGGUGACCAGAUCAAUAACGAGAAGUGCUGGGAACCUUUGGUCAAAUAUAUCAAGGAACAACACUCUCAAUAUUUGAGGAAGGAGUUAACCGCUCAAAGAGAAAGAUUCAUUCCAGACACCAGAGUCCAUGCCAUUUUAUACUUUAUCCCACCCAACGGCACCAAGUUGAAACAGUUAGAUGUGCUAGCAUUGAAGAAGUUGUCGGAGAUUGCCAACGUUAUUCCAAUCAUCGCCAAGUCAGACUCGUUGACUCUUGAAGAGAGAUCAAACUUCAAGAAGCUCUUGCAGAACGAAUUCGUAAAGUACAACUUCAACAUCUAUCCAUACGAUAGCGACGACUUGUACCCAGAAGAAAGACAGUUGAACGAAGACAUCAAGUCGUUGAUUCCAUUUGCUAUCGCUGGCUCUGAAAACGAUAUCCAGAUCAACGGUGAGCUCGUUAAGGGUAGAAAGACUAAGUGGGGAGCCAUCAACAUCGAAGACGUCAGCCAAUGUGAGUUUGUCUUCUUGAGAGACUUUUUGACCAGAACCCACUUGCAUGACUUGAUCGACACUACUUCUGUCGUUCACUACGAAGGCUUCAGAUCUAAGCAGUUGAUUGCUUUGAAGGAAAAUGCCCUGAACCCAAACAGACAAUCGGCUCCUCUCCCUCCUCAACCCCCUACUGCCCAACCUUCGCAGCAAGAUCUCAAGAGUACUGCUUCGAACGGCAACAUCUACCAAUCCAGAUAGACCAUCUAUUGUUUAGUUUAAUCGUAAUGUCUUAGCUUUGAAUCAAUGUUACUGUACCAACUAUAUUACGAUUAU